AUGCAGCUUGACAUGUCCGAAACCUUUCACACCCCUAACGGGGAAAAAGGAUCUAAUAACAGGGAAGCAACCCUGGAUCUAGACUUUUUGGAUGCAGGAACCCCCAAAAAGAACAAUCAUGAAGGAGCCGAAGAGGGAAAAGUAGAGAAGAUGGUCAAGGAAUACCUCAAGGCAAUCAAGGCCAAAAUCGCAAAAAUUCCUGGAAUGCCGAAACCCAUGGAAGAAGAGGCAGCAGAUGGCUAUAUAGAAUCUCCCUUCUCAGAAGAGAUCACCAUGGUAGAGGUGCCGAAGAGGUUCAGCACACCCAACAUUACCAUGUAUGAUGGAACAACAGACCCUGAUGAGCAUGUGUCCCUCUACAAACAAAAAAUGAUGACAAGCUCAAUCCCUAGAGAUAUAAGGGAAGCUAUCAUGUGCAAAGGCUUUGGAGCCACGCUAUCAGGUCGAGCUCUAACUUGGUUCAUUAAUUUAGAUAAUGGGACAAUUCGAUCUUUUGCAGGAAUGGUGAACCUAUUCAAGAUCCAGUUUGCUAGCAGCAGAAAGAUCGAGAAGCAAUCUUCAGAUCUAUACCGUGUUGUGGAGAGACAUGGUGAAUCCUUGAGGGAUUAUCUUAACAGGUUCAACAGGGAAAAGAUUGGGAUACACAAGUGUGAUGCUCCUACAACAAUCAAAGCAUUCAGAAGAGGACUACUAGACCAUAGUGAGCUCUACAAGGAGUUGACCAAAUAUCCCUGUACAACCUUUGAAGAUGUGCACGCCAAAGCUAUGUCUCAAGUCAGAUUUGAGGAAGAUGCCUAUGCAAGAAAGACUCCCGAACCAGAUCGCCAGUCAAGAAGGAACAAUAAUUUUCCUAGAAGGGACCAUCGAUUCAAGCCGUAUCAGCGUUCCCGCUUUGAGGAGGGAUCAGUCAAUGCUGUCGAAGAAGAAUUUUCUAAUUGGAGGGAAGAUCCUGAACUCCCACCUAAGUUACAUGAGUAUUGCUUCAAUGUUAAUCCUGCAGGAGUAAUUAGGACCCUAAAUAAGAUGGGAGAUACUGUGCAAUGGACCUGGAAGAGUGACAGGCCUGGAGAAAAGAAAGAUCCAUCCAGAUGGUGUGAUUUCCAUUCAGAUAUCGGCCACACUACUGAUGAAUGGAAAGAAAGAGAAUCUAAGCAAGGAGGUCCUCCAAUUGUCAAAACCAUCUGUUUCAUAUCAGGAGGAUCAAAAGUAUGUGGUUUAACAUACUCAGCAGCAAAGCGGCAUGCAAAGGAGAGUAACAAGGAUCAACCUGACAAGAAGGAGAAAUCCAAGAUAGACAUUCCCAUCAUGUUUGAAGAAAGCGAUGUAGUAGAAGGCCAUCAUGACGACCUAGUGAUUUCACUCCCAGUUGGAAACUGCAUGAUCAAGAGAAUCCUAGUUGACAAUGGAAGCUCUGCAAACAUCAUCAUGCUUGACACUCUGAAACAUAUGAACAUAGACGAAAAGAACAUCGUUAACAAGUCUACAAUGUUAGUGGAGUUCAGUGGGGAAACCAAGAAGACAAGUGGAGAGAUUACAUUGGCCACAUACGCAAAAGGAAUCAACCUACAGGUCAAGUUCCUAGUGAUUGACACUCUGUCUUCGUACAAUAUGAUCUUAGGCAGACCCUGGAUACAUGAGAUGAAGGCCAUCCCCUCUACGUACCAUCAAGUCAUUAAGUUUCCUACCAGGUGGGGUAUCUAA
Messenger RNA from Chenopodium quinoa (quinoa), 1701 nucleotides. RefSeq lists its product as uncharacterized. The transcript has 2 exons. The record is from RefSeq and is a predicted model, not a curated record. The coding region runs from base 1 to 1701 and encodes 566 amino acids. Lineage: Eukaryota; Viridiplantae; Streptophyta; Magnoliopsida; Caryophyllales; Amaranthaceae.